Molecule: messenger RNA, 354 nt
Organism: Aspergillus nidulans FGSC A4
Lineage: Eukaryota; Fungi; Ascomycota; Eurotiomycetes; Eurotiales; Aspergillaceae
Exons: 1
Coding region: 180-323 (47 amino acids)
Source: RefSeq, a predicted model, not a curated record
CUUGGUCAUCGAUGCGAUGGAUCUUGAACUAUGCGGGAAGAUGAUCCGGUUGACAGUUCGACUUGGGAAGCCCAUGGAUACAUGACUCCGCCGCUGGAUUUAUGAUCCGUGACGAGUUUGCCGUACGGAGCGUUUCUGUACCUGUAGGGCGAAUCUGGGCGAUCGCUUAACAGUCAGUCAUGACGACACGACAGAAUGAUGAGCGACGACCCAACCAUACGGUCGACAGUGCUGAUUCCAUCUGCACGAUCUCUUGCACAAGCUAUCUGAUGACGAGUCUCAAGCAUAAGUAUGGUGACAUACAGUCUAGAAAGGUGAAUUAGACCAUCCCAACACUGUAUCAACAAUGCAGUA